AAUUAGCCUAGAGUAGUAUAAAAAACAUGACAUUCAUUUUGCCUGAGAUCCACUAGACAUGGAAACUCAUUUCAGCCUUGGUGUGGUAAUCAUGGCAGUUUUAGCUGCAGCAGCUUUUGCUGAACCAGAUAUUAAAGUAAUGUGUGAAAAAGACUCUGUGAAUGUCCUCUGGAGGGUAGGUCCCCAGUUUGUGCCUUAUGCUGCGCGCUUCUUCCUUGGAAGCUGCAUGCCUUCCAGGUGGACAGUUCUACCUACCGGAGAGGGAGAAGCGCAUUUUAAUUAUAAGUUUUCUGAUUGCAGGUUUAUUAAACAGUUUAAAGGGAAACACAUUAUGUAUCAGAAUGAACUGAGUUUCAGACCACAAGCCAAACCAAAACCUGCUGUUUUCAAAUACCCCAUCAAAUGUGUCUAUAAACGACCUGAAGGGUGGGUCCCCAAGUUUCUAAACCCUGGAUCAGGUGCUUCUUCAGGACGCAGUAAGCUGGUCUUCCACAUGGCACUCCUCAAUGAGCAAUUAACGGGUGUCGCGAAGACCAAUGUGAUCCCCCUGGGCUCAUUCAUUCCGAUCUGGGCUGCUGUUGAGCAGAAAGCCCACCAGCCGUUACUAUUGCUCAUGGAUGAAUGUGUUGCAGCCACCACUCCAGAGCUUCAGCCUGGGAGCCAGGUUUAUCCCAUCAUUGGCAACAAUGGGUGUCUUUUGGAAAGCAGGGCCGGCAACUCCAUGUUUCUACCUAGGUACCACUCAUCUGCCAUAAUCCUCUACCUCCAGUCAUUCAGGUUUGGUCUGGAAGGAGAGGUGUACAUCCACUGUAAUCUGGUUGUGUGGGACAGCAAUGAACUUGACCAACAAAGGAAGGCUUGUCAUGUAAAGGACCAUGGAAGAUGGGAAUUACUUGAUGACCCAUCUCGGAGCUCCUUGUGUGACUGCUGUGACUCAGUCUGUGCCGCUCGCAACAAAAGAGCAGCUGAAUGGGUAGAGUCUCACAGCAGGAGCUUCAAAACUGUGUUGGGGCCAAUCAUUAUCGUCGAGCCAUCGUCUGUGUCCAACACCACCUCCCCCGAGUCUGGAUUUGCCUUUAAUACUGAGGAGAUGGCUCAAAGCUGAUGGACCUUGGCUGGCUCACUUUGAUCUAGAGGACCUUGGAUGGCAGCUGUCUACAAUCCCUACUUUUGAUUUGUUAUACUGCAAUGGACACUUUACUUAUUGUAAAAUAAAAUGUUUCAUUUGA
Messenger RNA from Nothobranchius furzeri (turquoise killifish), 1229 nucleotides. It is a transcript of the gene zp3f.2, whose product is annotated as zona pellucida glycoprotein 3f, tandem duplicate 2. Lineage: Eukaryota; Metazoa; Chordata; Actinopteri; Cyprinodontiformes; Nothobranchiidae. The record is from RefSeq and is a predicted model, not a curated record.